Nanorana parkeri is the source of this 2821-nucleotide messenger RNA. Its product is annotated as disabled homolog 2-interacting protein-like. The transcript is spliced from 11 exons. The annotation marks the transcript as partial. The record is from RefSeq and is a predicted model, not a curated record. NCBI's taxonomy places the organism in Eukaryota, Metazoa, Chordata, Amphibia, Anura, Dicroglossidae. Gene Ontology annotation, biological process: regulation of GTPase activity.
GAUUUCCUCACUGACUUAAUGAUGUCUGAAGUGGAUCGAUGUGGAGAUAAUGAACACCUGAUAUUUCGGGAAAACACACUCGCCACCAAGGCUAUCGAGGAGUACUUGAAGCUAGUUGGACAGAAAUAUUUACAGGAUGCUCUAGGUGAGUUCAUCAAGGCUCUGUACGAAUCAGAUGAGAAUUGCGAAGUUGACCCUAACAAAUGUUCUGCCUCUGACCUUCCCGAACAUCAGGGCAACUUGAAGAUGUGCUGCGAACUGGCCUUCUGCAAGAUCAUCAACUCCUACUGUGUUUUUCCUCGGGAGCUGAAGGAGGUCUUUGCAUCGUGGAGACAAGAAUGUAACAGUCGAGGUCGCCCCGAUAUCAGCGAGAGGCUUAUUAGCGCCUCAUUGUUUUUGCGCUUCCUGUGCCCCGCCAUCAUGUCCCCAUCACUGUUUAACCUUCUACAAGAAUACCCAGAUGACAGGACUGCCCGCACACUGACCUUGAUUGCCAAAGUCACGCAGAACCUUGCCAACUUCGCCAAGUUUGGUAGUAAAGAGGAGUACAUGUCCUUUAUGAAUCAGUUUCUGGAACAUGAAUGGACGAACAUGCAACGAUUCCUCUUGGAGAUCUCCAACCCAGAGACCAUUUCCAACACAGCUGGGUUUGAGGGCUACAUUGACCUGGGAAGGGAGCUGUCCACACUGCACUCGCUGCUCUGGGAGGUCAUUUCUGUGGAUCAGGCUACAGUAACCAAGCUGGGUCCUCUUCCUCGUAUCCUGCGUGAUGUGAACACAGCACUCAGCAACCCAUCCAGUAUACAGAGCUCUGUCACAAGUGAUCACUCUGCCUCCACCCCAAAUGCCAGCAACAAUAUAUCUGUCGGCCUCCAAAAGAUGGUAAUAGAGAAUGACUUAACUGGUCUGAUAGAUUUCACCCGGUUACCCUCUCCAACACCUGAAAACAAGGACUUAUUUUUUGUCACAAGGUCUGCUGGAGUCCAGCCCUCACCGGCACGUAGCUCCAGCUACUCGGAGGCCAAUGAACCUGAUGUUCAGAUCACGAACGGCAACAAGAGCCUAUCUAUGGUGGACCUGCAGGACAAUCGGGUACUGGACGUUGGUACCAACACAUCAGGGAUUGGAGACUCUCUGAAUGACAGUCAGACAUCUUUUAGUCAGCUACAGGCGAUAUGGACCGCACGGACGCCACAGGGAAAUAUAAUGACCCUGACAACAGCCCGAAGAACAGGGCAAACACCAACCACUCCUAAUUCGGAUGCCACGCUGGGUAGGCCACAGCUCCUGGCACCUCUAUCAUUCCAGAACCCUGUGUACCAAAUGGCAGCAGGUUUGCCUGUUUCACCACGGGGUUUGGGAGACUCUGGUUCUGAAUGUCAUAGUUCACUUAGCUCCCACAGUAACAGCGAGGACUUGGCAGGGAGUAAACAUGGAUUUCUUAACCCUGGAAGUAGUGAGGAAUUCAGUAGACGUUCUGGGGACAUGUCACGUAGGCAGUUAUCUUUGACUGAUAAGCCUGGGCAGCCCACCAUGCCACGGCAGAACAGCUCGGGUCCUCAAAGGAGAAUUGACCAGCCACCACCUCCUCCACCACCGCCAAUGACCAGAGGAAGGACGCCACCAACAUUACUUAAUACAGCACCCUACCCAAGGCCAUCAAGUGGGAGUAUGAUGUCCUCGUCACCAGACUGGCCCGGCAGUGGAGCUCGAAUGAGACAGCAAUCCUCUUCAUCUAAAGGGGAUAGUCCAGAGAUGAAGCAGAGAACGGUGCACAAACAGGCCCCUUCACCUGUGAACCCCAAUGCUCUGGACCGCACAGCCGCAUGGCUCUUGAAUAUGAAUAUGAUGUUAGAAGAUGAAAGCAUUGAGCCAGAUUUCAAGCACAGGGAUAAUAUGAGGAAUAAGGAGGAGAUGACCCAAAUAGAAAAGUACCAGCAGGAGAUCAUGGUUCUUCAGGACAAGCUGCGCCUUUCCAACAAGAAGCUGGAAGAAUAUGAGAACCGCUGUAAGAGCCAAGACGACCAGACACAGAAGAUACUGCUAGAGUACCAAACGCGGCUGGAGGAGAGUGAGGAACGCCUGCGCAGACAGCAGGAGGACAAAGAGAUGCAAAUGAAGGGCAUUAUAAGCAGGUUGAUGUCUGUAGAGGAGGAGCUGAAGAAGGACCACGCAGAGAUGCAGGCAGCUGUGGACUCCAAACAGAAGAUUAUUGAUGCACAGGAAAAGCGCAUUGCCUCACUGGAUGCGGCCAACGCCAGGUUAAUGAGCGCCCUAACACAGCUAAAAGAGAGUAUGCCUUAGAAAAAAAAUCAUCAUUAAUCUGGAAUACUGUCCACUUAAUAUUUGGGGAAACUCUCUGCUUGGAAAAUUAAAGGCUCGGAAGAAUGUAAGUGAUCUUAAAAUACAGAGAACCAGCUCCAUGAUUUGCCUACGGAUUUUCCCCUUGUCUGGCAAGUCCCCAUGCAGAGGGAUUUUAUAUCUGUGUUGAAGAAUGCAGAUUCAUCCCACUGACAGCAGCCUGCUAGUCAGUACAUUUCUGUUUUAAAAAAUAGUAAUAAUGACACCUACCAUGCUGCUCACUAGCACUGUGUGCUUCAUCCCAAUUUUUAAACAGCCUUCGCACAGUCCGGAUCUCACCCAGGAAUGGGACUGACCAGCCAGAAAACUUUGUGGCUUUUAUGGACAAUUGUAUGUAGUAAUUCUAUUUUUACUGACUGAACUAGGACAAUAUAAAACCAAUUCAAUCUGUGGCCACUCAACUCCAAGGAGCCAAAACCCUGAGAUUUGGAGUUCCGGGACCACAAAAGCAAAAACAGAA